Messenger RNA from Hippocampus zosterae (dwarf seahorse), 1395 nucleotides. RefSeq names its product ets homologous factor (gene ehf). Gene Ontology annotation, cellular component: nucleus. The record is from RefSeq and is a predicted model, not a curated record. Lineage: Eukaryota; Metazoa; Chordata; Actinopteri; Syngnathiformes; Syngnathidae. Gene Ontology annotation, molecular function: DNA-binding transcription factor activity, RNA polymerase II-specific; sequence-specific DNA binding. The transcript is spliced from 9 exons. The coding region runs from base 149 to 982 and encodes 277 amino acids. Gene Ontology annotation, biological process: cell differentiation; regulation of transcription by RNA polymerase II.
UUACGGUUAGCAAUUCAAAUUCUGUGCUUAUCUUUCUGUCAACUGUAAAAGUAGUUGUAAACUGUGAGAUUUUAAAUGAUCUUUAUUCAACGCAGGUGGGAGUGAGACCUCUUGCAGACCUGGUUGGAUCAAUCUACUGCACUGCACUAUGAGCCUAAUUUCAAACGCCACUCCAGACAGUCAGCUCACCAGUCACCACUGGGCUUCGACCAACUUCUAUGCUGACAUUCCAAUGGUGAUGACUGGCUAUGCAAGUAGUCGCCUGUGGCCUCAUGAGUCCCAGCCACAAUUCUGGAGUAAAUAUCAAGUGUGGGAGUGGUUGCAACAGGUCAUGGACAUAAACCAGAUUGAUGCCUCCAACGUUCCCUUCCAAAACUUUGAUAUGGAUGGUCACCAGCUCUGUAACCUGACCUACCAGGACUUUGUCCAUGCGGCGGGAGACCUUGGGCCUAUUCUCUUCCACCGCAUAACACAGCUCAAGUGGGCCGAAUAUCAUAUGGAAAUCAGUCACCUGGAACAAAAGCCAGAAUUAGAAAUUUCCUGUAACUUUUCAGAGGUCAGCUAUCCGCAAACAGAUGGCUAUGACUCUUCGAUUCAACCUCGUGUCCCCGCUGUCUCACCUCCCCCUUCCUGCAGUCAUGAAAUGAAAAUGUCCUACCAUCGCCAACAUCAGGUCAAAAAACACAAUCCAAGAGGGUCCCAUUUGUGGGAAUUUAUCAGAGACAUUUUACUGCAUCCCGAACGCAAUCCAGGACUGAUCAAAUGGGAAGAUCGGACAGAAGGGGUAUUUCGUUUUCUUAAAUCAGAGGAAGUGGCACAGUUGUGGGGCAAGAAGAAAAACAACAGCAGCAUGACCUAUGAGAAGUUGAGUCGGGCAAUGAGAUAUUACUACAAAAGGGAAAUCUUGGAACGAGUAGACGGGCGCAGACUGGUGUACAAAUUUGGUAGGAACGCCAGAGGAUGGAAGGAGUCUGAGAAAUAAUGUAUUUUUUUGAUAGACUUGAAUGCUGCAAGAUUUUGAUAAAUUUGCUGGGUCUUGAUGAGAUCAAGCCGAAUUUCUGACUUUGUACUUUUGCUGAACACAUGAGAAAAUUGUAAUAUUUUGCAAAUAACACAUUGUGUUACAUCAUUGUGAACCAAUCGACCCAAAUGAAGACCUGUUCAUUCAUGUCGGAUGAGUAAUAUUGCGAAUGAGGCCACUUGUGCAAAGGAUAAAGGACUACUGUGUAAAAAAACAAACAAAAAGGUAAAAUAUGUAGCCAAAUAUAAACAUGCUCUAAUUUAACUUCUUAUCUUAUUUGGCAUGCUGCAUUUCUUGCUGUGCGGGUGUAUGCAUAUAUUAUUAUGAUUAUUUUGUUAAUGUUUGAUACAAAUAAAGCUGGUCAUUCCUUUGUA